UUUCUCACGUCAUUUUUUCUGUCAUUCCAUUCAUCCACAGUUGCACACGCAAGUUUAGCCGGUAUCGAAGUCGAACUUUCCGAUUUGGCAACUGAUGCUGAAAGAACUUGCAGUUACAUUGUGUGCAGUUUAGUUUUUUUAUAGCAAUUUUUUAAAACCUCAGCUUUAUUUUACUAAAAAAUGGCCGGUAAUAGCAGAAAAUUAUUCAAAUACGUAACAGAUCUUAGCGUGCUGAAGUCAAGAAAUUAUGGCACUGCUAAGAGAGUUGUGGCCAAGAACCCAGUUGUUGAAAUGGAUGGGGAUGAGAUGACCCGCAUCAUUUGGUCUAUGAUUAAAGAGAAACUUAUAUUUCCAUAUGUUAAGUUGGACUGCCUUUACUAUGAUCUUGGUUUGCCCCACCGUGAUGCCACUGAUGACCAGGUCACUAUUGAUGCUGCCCAUGCUAUCCUCAAGCACAAUGUGGGUAUCAAAUGCGCCACCAUCACUCCUGAUGAACAGAGAGUCGAAGAGUUCAAAUUGAAAAAGAUGUGGCUGAGUCCUAAUGGAACGAUCCGUAACAUUUUGGGAGGUACUGUGUUCCGUGAGCCCAUUAUUUGUAAGAGCAUCCCUCGAGUUGUGCCUGGCUGGACCCAGGCCAUGGUGAUCGGACGUCACGCUCACGGAGACCAGUACAAAGCACAGGACUUGGUCAUACCAAAACCCGGAAAGGUGGAAUUGGUCUACACAGCAGAAGAUGGAACAGUGGAAAGGCGUUCCUUGUAUGACUUCAAAGGUCCAGGUGUAGCCAUGGCUAUGUACAACACCGAUGAAUCGAUCCGCGCCUUCGCCCAUUCUAGCUUCCAGGUGGCGUUACAGAAGAAAUGGCCUUUGUAUUUGUCAACUAAGAAUACAAUUAUGAAGAAGUAUGAUGGCCGCUUCAAGGACAUUUUCGAAGAAAUUUAUCAAAGCGAUUACAAAAAGCAGUUCGAAGAUGCUAAAAUAUGGUACGAGCACCGUUUGAUCGACGACAUGGUGGCCCAGGCCAUCAAGGGCGCCGGCGGGUUCGUGUGGGCCUGCAAAAACUAUGACGGCGAUGUGCAAUCCGACGUUGUAGCUCAGGGUUACGGAUCCCUGGGUAUGAUGACGUCAGUUCUGAUGUGCCCGGACGGGCGCACCGUGGAGUCGGAGGCGGCGCACGGCACCGUGACGAGGCACUACCGUAUGCACCAGCAAGGCAAACCCACCUCCACCAACCCCGUGGCCUCUAUCUACGCCUGGACCAGAGGCUUGAUCCACCGCGCCAAACUCGACGACACACCCGAACUAGAACGAUUCGCACUCGCUCUUGAAGACGCAUGCGUCGAGUGCAUUGAUAGCGGUAAAAUGACCAAGGACUUGGUCAUCUGUAUCCACGGGUUGAAGAAUACCAAGGAGGGCAUGUACUUACACACCGAGGACUUCCUACUCGCCAUCGCUGACCAACUUGAGCGUAAACUAACCAAUUAAUUAACCAAGUUGUAUAGAAUAUUUGAGUCAGCCCUAAUAAAGACUUUUGAACAUUUUUGUUGAUCAACGUCUUUAUGGCUGACUCUUUCGUAGCAUAAGUAAAUCAACACAAUACACGAAAUUAAUUUAUAGAACUUUUUAAUUAAUCAACCAUUUACUUUUCAGAUAAUUUCAAGUGUUUCGAAACUACAAAUAAACGGGGCAAUGACUAUUAAUUCCCUGUCUUCCUAUAUAUGUGUGUACUGUACUUUAAUAGUCAAUUCCAUAUUUUAGCUAUAGUGAAAUGAAAUUAUGCUGGUAUGUUUGAACUCAAGUGAAUGGUGCUUAUUAAAAUGAUUAAAUCAUGUUAUUUUAUCAUAUCGUGUUGGUUGUUGCAUAGCCAUUUAUAAAACUAGUAUGGCAUUUAUAUUCUAGAUAUCUGGUUAGAAUAUGAUGGAAGUUAUUUUAAGGAUUGUUCUCCAAUCACUUAUUGCAUUUUCUGAUGCUGAUUAAUAACUUGAUGAGAUAUUGUGUCAAUAUCUCAAUCCAUAUUUAGUUUUAUCAAUUAUUCAACAAGCUCACAAUACGAUAAAAGCUUUUUGGGUCAAAAGUGCCUGUUUUACAUUGGUGUGAUUAAUAUUUGAGACUGAUUGAAGCCAUAUUAAAUUGCGUACUGGGUAUUGAAAUCUUACAAAUACUCAGAUAGUGGAAAGAAGUGGAUUGACUCAAAUGGUGAUGUUGAAUAGGAACACAAUUUCUAUAUAGUGUAUCAUUAAAUACACUUUUCGACUUCGUUCUUCCAGCACUGAUUGAGUUGAUACAGCUAACAUGAUGUUUAUAGAUAGUACUGAAAUUAUUUCGAAUGAAUUUAUCAAUGUUCUAAU
Molecule: messenger RNA, 2348 nt
Organism: Spodoptera litura
Lineage: Eukaryota; Metazoa; Arthropoda; Insecta; Lepidoptera; Noctuidae
Product: isocitrate dehydrogenase [NADP] cytoplasmic
Biological process (GO): isocitrate metabolic process; NADP+ metabolic process
Cellular component (GO): mitochondrion
Molecular function (GO): NAD binding; isocitrate dehydrogenase (NADP+) activity; magnesium ion binding
Source: RefSeq, a predicted model, not a curated record